Messenger RNA from Mobula hypostoma (lesser devil ray), 7978 nucleotides. RefSeq names its product neogenin-like. Lineage: Eukaryota; Metazoa; Chordata; Chondrichthyes; Myliobatiformes; Myliobatidae. Gene Ontology annotation, cellular component: axonal growth cone; plasma membrane; cell surface. The record is from RefSeq and is a predicted model, not a curated record. Gene Ontology annotation, biological process: neuron migration; cell-cell adhesion; axon guidance. The coding region runs from base 26 to 4744 and encodes 1572 amino acids. The transcript is spliced from 29 exons. Gene Ontology annotation, molecular function: protein binding.
CUGUAUAGUCAGUUCGUUGUUUUAAAUGCUUUUAGCUCCAGAUUAUUCUCCCGAUUUUUGUUGCAGCGAUUCCAGUCCAGUCGCUGUGGUGACUGGAGCUCUAGGCCGGGUUUUGCAGUUGGAAUGCCCAUCCAAUCCACUUUGGGAAUUCCGUUGCGGGUUUGGCUGCGGCGGGUGCUGUGCUCCAGGCCGGAUUUUGUGGGCGACCCCGUCCAUGCUGGGUAUUGUCCGCGAGUGGCGGCCGCUCGCAGCCUCGCUCGGCUCGGCUUGGUUCGGCGAGCUCUUCUCGACCGACGGCGGACGGGCGGCGAAUACCGGCGCGGCAGCAGCGGGCGCCCGAUACCCAGGCGCAGGCCUGCGGCGGCGGUGGCGGGAGAUGGCGGAGCGCCGACUGCGGCUCCUGUUGGCGCUGGCGGCUUUGAGCGCGGCCCGGAGCUCAGAAUCUGUCAUCCGAAGAUUCACACCUUUCUACUUUACAGUGGAGCCAGCAGACACACUCGCGAUACGAGGGUCCUCGGUUAUACUGAACUGUUCGGUUUUCGCUGAACCCAAAGCCAGAAUUGAAUGGAGAAAAGAUGGAACAUUCCUAAAUCUGAUAUCAGAUGAACGCAGACAGAUGCUUCUGGAAGGUUCACUGUUGAUACAUAGUGUGGUACAUUCCAAACACCACAAACCUGAUGAGGGAUUUUAUCAAUGUGUUGCCACUAUUGAUAGCCUUGGAACCAUUGUGAGCAGGACUGCCAAGAUAACAGUAGCAGGUCUUCCUCGGUUCAGUGGUCAGCCUGAGGCCGUCUCAGUGCACCAAGGCGACACUGCCCUGCUUGGCUGUGAAGUGAAUGCUGAUCUCGUUCCAUUUGUGAGGUGGGAGCAUAACCGGCAGCUUAUGGUGUUAGAAGGCAGGUUCCUGAAACUCCCCAGUGGUGCAUUGGAGAUCAGCAACGCCACCAACAGUGAUGUUGGCCCAUAUCGCUGUUCUGUGGAAAUUGCAGGUUCUUCCAAGACGAGUGAAGAGCUGGAGCUUACAGUUUUGCCAGAAAUGGGUACAGAGCGACAGCUGAAAUUUCUCCAGCAACCUGUCUCCAUUAGUAAGGUGGCAGGCCAGUCAGUAAUUCUACCAUGUGUGGUGUCCGGGUAUCCAACACCCGCCAUUCAGUGGGUCCACAAUGAUGAGAUCAUCUUAGAAAGGUCCCACAGAAUGGCUUUGGUUGGCAGUGGCAGUCUGCAGAUCAAUGAUAUUUUGGAAGAAGAUGCUGGUCUAUAUGAAUGCAUUGCAGAGUUUGGGAAUGAGACUGUCAAUGCUCAGGCAGAGCUGAGUGUUCAAGUUCCCCCUCACUUCCUGAAGCGACCUGUUAGCAUUUAUGCUCACGAGUCCAUGGACAUCGUGUUUGAAUGUGAAGUGACAGGGAUACCAAUGCCAACUGUAAAAUGGAUCAAGAAUGGAGACAUGGUUAUCCCAAGCGACUAUUUCAAGAUUGUUAAUGAGCGGAACUUGCAGGUCCUUGGUCUGGUGAAGUCUGAUGAAGGUCUGUAUCAAUGUGUGGCAGAGAACGACGUGGGGAACAAGCAGGCCAGUGCCCAGCUCAUCAUCCUGGAACACGAUGUUCCCAUCCCGACAUUUCCCCCCACCUCACUGACAAGUGCCACUGCUGACCAUCUAGCGACGGCCACUGCUGGACUGCUGCCCUCUGCUCCCCGUGAUGUGGUGGCUCUCCUUGUCUCCACGCGCUUCAUCAAGCUGGCAUGGCGCCCACCCGCUGAGCCAAACGCAGAGAUCCUCGCCUACUCCGUGUACUACGCCAAGGAUGGUGCCAACAGGGAACGUGUGGAAAAUACUAGUCGACCGGGCGAUCUAGAGGUGACAAUUGGAGAGCUGAUGCCAGACGUGAAGUAUGUGUUCCGAGUGAUUGCUCACAAUAAGCAUGGAGCGGGAGAGAGCUCUGCUCCCUUCAAAGUGGCCACCCAACCAGAAGUUCAAGUUCCUGGACCUGCCCAAAAUCUGUUUGCACAAGCAAAUUCACCCACCUCCAUCACAGUGACGUGGCAGGAACCUUUGUCAGAAAAUGGCCCCAUUGUGAACUACAAACUCUACUAUAUGGAGAAGGGGGCAGGCAGCGAGCAGGAUGUGGAUGUUGGGAGCCUGUCUUACACCAUCAAUGGGUUGAAGAAGUUCACUGAGUACAGCUUCAGGGUAGUGGCAUACAACAAGCAUGGGCCGGGUGUCUCCACCGAGGAGAUAGUGGCCACCACCUACUCUGGCGUUCCUAGUGCACCCCCACAGAAUGUCACGCUGGAAGUUCGCAAUUCCAAGAGCAUCGUUGUGCACUGGCAGCCCCCUCCUCCAGGGACACACAACGGGGUGAUCACUGGUUACAACAUUCGGUACAAAAAGGCAGGUCGCCGUGGGGAGACCGAUUCUACUGGUGGGAAUCAGCUUUCUCAGGUCAUCGAUGGGUUGGAGAGAAACACCGAAUACAGUUUCAGAGUUUCUGCAAUCACAGUCAAUGGGACUGGACCUUCCUCGGACUGGGUAUCUGCCGAAACCUUUGAAAGUGACCUGGAUGAAUCGCGGGUUCCAGACAAGCCUAGCUCUCUCCAUGUGCGGCCUCUUAUUAACCACAUUGUUGUGAGUUGGACACCACCUGAAAAUCAGAACAUUGUUGUGAGGGGUUAUACUAUCGGCUAUGGAAUUGGCAGCCCGCAUGCAGAGACCAUCCGUGUCGACUAUAAGCAACGUUACUACACCAUCGAGAAUCUGGAGCCAAACUCACACUACGUGAUCACACUGAAAGCAUACAACAAGGUUGGCGAAGGAAUCCCUCUGUAUGAGAGCACAGCCACCAGACCACUAACCGACCCUUUUGACCCUUCAGAAGUUUAUUUAAUUGAUCUUUUCGAUAAUCCAUACACUCCAGUACCAGACCCCAGCCCCAUGAUGCCCCCUGUUGGAGUGCAGGCCACUGUGCUCACCCACGACACCAUCCGAGUGACCUGGGCUGACAGCUCGCUGCCCAAGAACCAGAAGAUCACUGACGCGCGAUAUUACACGGUGCACUGGAAAACCAACUACCCUGCCAACACCAAGUACAAGACUGCAGACACCACUACGUUGAGUUAUAUUGUCUCAGGGCUGAAACCAAACACACUCUACGAAUUCUCUGUGAAGGUCACAAAGGGUCGGAGGUCAAGUACCUGGAGCAUGACAGCACAUGGAACAACAUUUGAAACUGUGCCAACAUCUCCUCCCAAGGAUCUAACUGUGGUCAGCAAGGAAGGCAAGCCCAGAACCAUCAUCGUGAACUGGCAGCCACCAGCAGAAGCCAAUGGGAAGAUAACAGGUUACAUCAUUUAUUACAGCACAGACAUAAAAGCAGAGAUCCACGACUGGGUAAUAGAGCCAGUGGUCGGAGACAGGCUCACUCACCAGAUCCAGGACCUUACGCUUGAUACCACGUACUACUUCAAAAUCCAGGCCCGUAAUUCCAAAGGCAUGGGCCCUUUGUCGGACUUCGUCCAGUUCCGCACACCUAAAGCUGAGUCAUCAGACAAAAUGGCUCAUGAUCAAGCACCUGGAUCAUCUGGGAAAGUUGGAAAGCACCCUCCAAUGAUGGACUCAGGGGCAGACACCAGGCACUCCAUCGGCGGUCACAACAGUCCUCAUGGCAGCCCCACCUCCAGCCUGGACAGCAACAUUAUGCUGAUCAUCAUCAUUUCUGUGGGCGUCUUCACCAUCAUCAUGGUGGUUAUUAUCGCGUUGAUCUGCACGCGGAGGACAAACUACCAGCAGAAAAAGAAGCGGGCUGCCUGUAAAUCAGCUAACGGGUCUCACAAGUACAAAGGCAACUCAAAGGACGUGAAGCCUCCUGACCUUUGGAUUCACCAUGAGCGCCUGGAACUGAAACCAAAUGACAAAUCACCAGAUCCUAACCCUGUCAUGACAGACACUCCUAUUCCUCGCAAUUCCCAGGAUAUUACUCCUGUUGACAGCUCCGUGGACAAGGACCACCAGCGCAGGAAUUCCUACCUGGGUCGUGAACUGGAGGAUGGCGUGUCAUCUUUGAGUGGUCGACGUGGUCUGCGGCCAAAGAUUAUGAUGCCAUUUGAUGCUCACCCUCCGCAGCCUGUGAUUAGUGCCCAUCCCAUCCAUUCACUCGACAACCCUCAUCACCAUCACCACUGUGAAGGGCUCUCAUCCCCAACCCGCAGUUACCUCCGUCAGACCAGCAACCGGCCGCUUGGCUCCUCGUUAGACAGGGCCAGCUCCACAGAAUCUGUUCGAAACACACCCAACAGUGACAUGUCACCAGCACUAAGCUCACAGACCCACACUGUAGAGACCCUGGAGACAGAUGUUCCCCCUGUAUCGUAUCUGCCAGGGUCGCAGGAGGAGGAGUCCAACCGAAGUGUCCCAACAGCUCACGUGCGUCCAUCCCACCCGCUGAAAAGUUUUGCAGUAAUCGCCAUCCCUCCUACCAGCACCAACUAUGACGCAGCUUCAUCCAGUACACCCUUACUGGCCCAGACAGGAACAAACCCACAAGUGCAGUCAGUGAAGACGGCAUCAAUAGGAACACUGGGGAGAAGCAGGUCCCCAAUGGCAGUCACUGUGCCCAGUGCGCCGGACGUCGCAGAAUCCACCAAAAUGCUGGAGGACUCUGACGCUAAUUAUGGUUCAGAUGAACUAACUGAAGAGAUGGCACACCUCACAGGGUUGAUGAAGGAUCUCAAUGUUAUCACCACGGCAUAGAUCAGAGUAUCAACAAUUACUCAAACUGAAACCAGAGCAGGUCUGCACAAGUACACAAGACACCCAGAGGGUCGACUACAACAUAAUGUGAUGUGUUCAGUCUCGUGGAACAUGCCUUUGUCACAAUUUCAGUCCAGUGGAUGCAGCCUUGUGGAUAUUAUGUUAAUGCAGUCAAGGCGUCGGAAUCUGAUGACCCUCAGCUCUGACAGACUGCUGCUGGUUUGGAAAUGUACUGGAGAUACCGAUAUAGUGUUCGACAUUCAAUAUCGUCUAUUUACUGCGUGUUUACGUUUUUGGUGUUAUAAAGAGAAUGUUGAAUUGUUACUUUGGUAUCCAGAUGUGACAUUUGCUUCACCAUCCGAUGAUGAGAGGCAUUGAUUAAUAACAUGGCCAUUUCUUGCUUCCUCCACAUCACACAGUGUGCCAAGGCAUCCAGACUCUGCAACCUUCUGACAAAACUGCCAAGUUGUCCGCACUCAACACUGUGAUCUUUUAGCAACUCCUGCUGGACGUGGCAAGUUAGCUGAUUAAAGCACAAUUAGUAAAAUGGAACCAGCAAGAUCUAUCCACAAAGAACUCACAAAGAGGCUUGGCAAGACUCAAAGCACAUUAGUUUAAAUAAAUGUGUGCAGCAACUGACAUUUUAUAUGAAGACUGUCUUUAUGUAUUCUACUGGAAAAUCAUUUAGCCAUAAGGAAAAAAAUAAUUCAACCCUACCAAUGGGUUCUGGUUGCACGAUCUUUAUUAAACCCUAUCAAUGAGUUUUGAUUAUAUAGCGAGCAUUAAACACGAUCAUUAUACCCUCAGUAAUUUUCCAGCCCUCAGUAAUUGUGUUGAGUGGGUAGGCUUCAGUUACUAAAGCUGUACUGAACUCAGUAAAUAGGUGAAUUUACUGCGCCCCAAGGACACCUAGCUGAAUUGGUCCCAAUAAUAUGGCUGUCAAAUCAGUCCCGUCAAUUGGGUUCUGAUCAGAUUACAUGUCAAAUCAUGUACUGAAUUCGAAUACAGGCAGUUCCUAUCAUCUCAUUUAGCCUGACCCACCCUCCCCAGCACAUUGUUGUAAUUGCUCCUACAGUCAUGGUUUUACUUUGUUUGUGAAUAUUGCUUCCUAUGUACAUCUCCAUGAAUGUUAAUAUAACUGUUUAAGGAAAUUUAUUGUAAUGAAUAUAACUGAACGAAGCUAUUGUGAAGAUUUAGAAAACAUCCUCCUGUUGUAGGCAGUAAGAUCUGUUUUGCACUUUUUCCAUUUUUAUUUACAAAGAAUCCUUUCUGGCCUUUGUUCAAAAUUUGGAAUCCUCUGUUGUAUCUGUAGUGUCCUCAUUAGCUAAUGCAGCUUUCUGUUUUCCAAGGUCGCGGAAGGUGCAGAUUGUUUAUUAAUCACGAUUGUAGAAAUGAUGCAGACUACUGUAGUUUUAUGUACAAAGAACUUUGCUAGUAGCAUUUUCGGUGGCUUUUUUAAACUUCAUGUUCUAAUGUAAUAUUGGAAUUCCAAUACAUUUUGUAUUCAACCAAUAGGAAGAAGUGUGAAUGGAGACAUUUAUUCACAGUCUACACUGCCAGUAACAGUGAAAUCAACACAGAAGCUAGUGUAUUGAAGGAUUACUGGACCAAGAUUAACCUGGUUCCAAGCUUGAGGGGUGACCAGGUUCAAUGGCUUCUGCUCAUUAAGUCACUCUCAGAGAAAAGGUAAUCCUAACCUCUAGGCAGUGCUUGCUUGCAAGAAAGUGCACCUGCCAGGAAUGUGGAUUUGGUCUACAGAAGGGGAAGAUCUGCCGCUCCUCGCGCAGACUCGAGCAAUGUGUGAUUAAGUGCCUUGCUCAAGGACACAAACACGCUGCCACAGCCAAGGCUCAAACUAGUGACCUUCAAAUCACUAGACGAACACCUUAACCACUUGGCCACGUGCUCAGGGGAAGGGCGGAUUCAUAACAUUUUGAGAACUCUAUAAAAACCACUUAUUUAAUUUAGGAAAUACUUAUUAAAAAUCCUUGCAAAUAUUUUGAACUCCUCUCUUGUUUCAUAAUAACACAUUCACAUCGCCCUCAGAACUUAAACAAAUGCUGGGCUACAAUAUUGCAACUUUUGAAAAUGACAAUGGAUAUCUGAAAUAUUUACUGGGAAAGAAAAUAUUGGAAAUAACUAGAAUCAGAGGCCUAGAUUUUUUUUGCAAGGUGAGGUCAUGGGGUUAUGCCCAGGGUUUCUUGCAAAGCUGGCAGUGGAGGUGAUGAAACCAUUACCUCCAGAAACAUUUCUCAGGCAUGGACCGCUGCUGACAGAAAAUACAAAUUAGAAGACCAGAGAGCCAGGCUUCAUGGGAAUUUUUACAUUGCUUUUCCUGAGAAUUUAUUUUCUUCAUGUUAAAAUCUCUUAAUUUCCUUUCUUCAAACAGUGGUUCUUGUCUCUUCCACACCCCAACCAUGCAGCCAUGUUGUGACAGCCUAAAGUCUGGAGUUUUCUCCAAAACCUCUUUCUCCAAUAUGCACUGGCCAAAAACACACAACUGCUGUACAUCUGUCCUAGAACUAGAAACUUUUUAAUAACACACAAGGCAAUUUUUUCUCACUGGUAAAUGCAUUUAACUCUAGAUGCCAGACUUAUUUAAACCUACACAAAUUACUGCAACACACGAUCUGCUGAAAGAACACAGUGGGGAGAGCAUCAGCUGUGGAGGAAAGGAAAUCUUGACAGUUCCUUUCAUUGUUCCACCCACUGAGUUCAUCCAACAGGUGGUGUUUCCACAUUCCAGCGUCACCAGUGCCUGGCGUCUAUGCAAACUAACAUUUGGGCCACAGUUGCAAUCUAAUGCCAAAAGCAUUAACUACACAGAAAAAUGAAGGAUGACAGCCAGGCCAAAAGGGGGCAAUAACAUAAACUGAGUAUCAGACCAUAAGACGUAGGAGUAGAAUUAGUCCAUUCAGCCCAUCAAGUCUCUGCUCCACCAUUUCAUCAUGGCUGAUCCCAGAUCCCACUCAACCCCAUACGCCUGCCCUCUCACCAUGUCCUUUGAUGCCCUGACCAAUCAGGAAAUGAUCAACUUCUGUUUUGAACACACCCAUGGACUUGGUCUCCACCACGGUCUGCAGCAGAGCAUUCCACAGAUCCACCACUUUCACCUUAAAAAUUCUUCCAUACUUAAAGGCCAUAAGACAAAGGAGCAGAAGCUGGCCAUUCGGCCCAUCAAGUCUGCUCCGCCAUUUUAUCAUGAGCUGAUCCAUUCUCCCAUUUAGUCCCACU